This is a messenger RNA of Candidozyma duobushaemuli, 2433 nucleotides long. RefSeq lists its product as uncharacterized. The transcript has 2 exons. The record is from RefSeq and is a predicted model, not a curated record. NCBI's taxonomy places the organism in Eukaryota, Fungi, Ascomycota, Pichiomycetes, Serinales, Metschnikowiaceae. Bases 1 to 2433 code for a protein of 810 amino acids.
AUGCGCUCACUCAUCAAGGGCCACCGGCGCUCAGACUCGUCUACUUCAGAACCCCAAGGUGGGUAUUCUGAUUUAAACCCCAAGUCUCACCGCUACAAUAAGACGCCUCAGGCGUCACCCAAGGUCCCGUCCAAUUCCCUGAAUAUGCCCCAUUUGACGCCUCCUCAGUACCCAUACCUGGGCUCGCAGCUGACUUUGUCGUCUCCCAAAAAGCUCUUGACUCCCAUCAAAAAGAUGUUCGGGCACCACUCCUCGAAGCAUCAAGCUCCUCUGAGUGGAGAUAUUCUUCAUUCUGCGCUAGCUUCAGAGGGUCCUCCUGCUUCAAAAAAGAGCCCAACCUUGCAUUCUCCUAGAUCCAUGAGCAGUCUAAACGACCUCUCACCACGCCCGCACUGGGCUCUGCAACCCUCCUCACGAUCUCAUAUAUCCCACGUCAGGCACCUGUCAACUUCAUACUUGGAGAAUCUGGCACGCUUUGCUCCACCGAAUGUACUGCUACCCAAUGGUUCUUUCGGUCUAGGACGACCUUUCGAGAGUUCGUCCUCUCUUGAGCUGACAGUUGAAGAGAGGGAGAAGAUGCCCAUAAUAUCUGACAACAAAUUGGCACCUGUGGCUGACUCAGUGCAUCACGGCGAUAGUGACUCCAAUUUGUCCAUUGCCAAGUCUAUCAAUUUCCUGGCGAAGCAGGCUUCGUCUCAGGAAAACUUGGCAGACGGCUCAAGUAAGGUGGCCACGGAUGACUUCUAUCAGGAUGACUCCAGUGAAGAAUCUGACAAUUCGUCGCAGUUCUCUUUUGUCAAGGAUAUAAGAGGUGGCAGAAACACGUCGGUCAAGUACUACAAGACAAAGUCCUCGAAGAGGCAGCUCCCCGAUGGAGUAAAACUGAAUACAUUUGACGUCGAUGAUUUCGGGUAUGAGGAUGACGGCUUGUCGGAUUACGAUUUUGAAAAUAAUGGCCUUGAUGAUGAAGAGGAGGAUGAUGAGUUUGAGAACAAGUACAUGGAGUUCACUGAGCCUGAAUUCGAGGGUGGAAAUUUAAACAAGUAUGAGGACAUGUUGGAUGAAAACGACAUGCGCAGAGCUCUUCUGCCGCCGCCUCCAAUUGUCCCAACGACAUCAUGUCUUCAAAACAGCAGCAGCUCCUUGUCCGAAGAUAUCGAGGUCGAGGAUAGAAAGGCUGACAUGAGUGACUUGUAUAUCACUGCCAAUCUGUCUCACAACUUCAUGACAUCUCACCCUGAGGAUCCUACUUAUGGGGAAGAUUUGUUGGAGUCUUAUAUGGAAAAGACAAAGCUGCCCAGUUCGGAGGUUCAGGCGACACCACACCAAAGGCAACUCUCAUUCUCGCAUAUCCCGGCAUUUUCUGGUUCUGAAAUAUCAUCCCCGUUGAUCAAUGGAGUCACAUUUGGUUUUGAGGGUCUAAAAGGUCGUCAAAAUGUCGUGGCAGGAAGAACAAUUCCUGAAGUCCCUAGGAGUAUGGGUCUUGGAAUUGGGGCAUCCGCCGAAGACGAGCCAGAAAUUCCCAAGCGAAAUCUGAUUAUGGACUUGUUAGGUGCUCUAGAAGGUGGUGACCUUCCUUCUGAGUCCAAUCAAACACCUGCUCAAGCUCGCAAUUCCAUCCAGGAUAUCCAGCAUCUUUUGGCCGAUCUCGAAUCCAGAAAUGAGGAACAGCCGAAGGAAAAGGAGACCAGACGUGCACUGGUUGUAAACAUGAUGGAUACCCUUGCCAAUCUUGCGAAAACCCACGAAGCUGCACCCGCUGAAGAAAAGAAGGAAUUUAGGAGAUCGGUUGCUGAAAUGAUGAAUACUCUAGCUGCACUUGACCUUCAAAAUGGGAUUUCUGCGACGAAGGAAUGCGAUGAAAGAGGAUCGGAGCCUGUGGUUAUGCCAACUCCAACCAAGGAAAAGAGGCAUGAUUCACCUCGCUCUAACAGUUAUCUUGAGGAUAACUCUACUGAAAGCGGGCACCAAUAUCAUCUUGAUGAGGAUAUGUUAUACGAGUGCAAUCAGCUUCCAGAAGACUACGAUUUUGAGCACCAUCAGAAUCAACUUUAUGCCGAGAGUGUUUCUGAGUUCUACCGGUCUAAUUCUUAUAACAAAAAGCCGAAGAAGAUGGUGCAAGAGAAUCUGCUCAGGUCGAACAAGAUUGAUACUCCGCAAAGAACUGUUACUUUCUACAGAAGCAACAGCUUGGGCAACUCCGAUAACUCAAACUCAGGUAGUUUGAGUCGAACAGGCACGGUCUAUUCCGCGACAUCUUUCACGUCGGGUGAAGAAGAUCCAUCGCCUGAGAUGGAGAGAUUUCGGCAAAAAUCACUCCCCUAUGCAUUAAACACCAACUUUCAGUUGAAUGAGAAAAGCUCUGAUUGUCUUAGUCACAAAUCAUUCAACCUCGAACCUAUCACGGAGGGUGAUAGCCCGCAUGUGAAGUGA